CGCCGCCGCCGCCGCCGCCGCCGCCGCCACCGCCGGCCCAUGACUGCGCCCCGCCGCCGCCGGCCGAGGAAUGGGCUCCGGGCUCUGGUAGGAAGCGCGGGGAGCGGGGGGCGCUUUUAAAACACCGAUCUGGGUUUUCUUUAAAACCUCCUUUGAAAAAAUAAUGGCAAACUCGACGGGGAAGGCGCCUCCGGACGAGCGGAGAAAGGGACUCGCUUUCCUGGACGAGCUGCGGCAGUUCCACCACAGCCGAGGGUCGCCUUUCAAGAAAAUCCCCGCGGUGGGUGGGAAGGAGCUGGAUCUGCACGGUCUCUACACCAGAGUCACUACUUUAGGCGGAUUCGCGAAGGUUUCUGAGAAGAAUCAGUGGGGAGAAAUUGUUGAAGAGUUCAACUUUCCCAGAAGUUGUUCUAACGCUGCCUUUGCUUUAAAACAGUAUUACUUGCGGAAUGAAAAAGGAGUGAAGAAGUGGAAGAUUGAGAGGACAAAUGCUAGCUCUCUUUUAAGAAAGGUUUCUGGAAGCUGUCAUAGUUACCUAGAAAAGUACGAGAAAGUUCAUCAUUUUGGGGAGGAUGAUGAUGAAGUACCACCAGGCAAUCCAAAGCCACAGCUUCCUAUUGGUGCAAUUCCAUCUUCCUACAAUUACCAGCAACACAGUGUAUCAGAUUAUCUUCGUCAAAGUUAUGGGCUAUCUAUGGACUUCAAUUCGCCAAAUGAUUAUAACAAAUUGGUGCUUUCACUGUUAUCUGGACUCCCAAAUGAAGUGGAUUUUGCUAUUAAUGUAUGCACUCUUCUGUCAAAUGAAAGCAAACAUGUCAUGCAACUUGAAAAAGACCCUAAAAUCAUCACUUUAUUACUUGCUAAUGCUGGGGUGUUUGACGACACUUUAGGAUCCUUUUCUACUGUAUUUGGAGAAGAAUGGAAGGAGAAGACUGAUAGAGAUUUUGUUAAGUUUUGGAAAGACAUUGUUGAUGAUAAUGAAGUCCGUGACCUUAUUUCUGAUAGAAACAAGUCUCAUGAAGGUGCAUCAGGAGAAUGGAUUUGGGAGUCUUUAUUUCAUCCACCUCGAAAGCUGGGCAUUAAUGAUAUUGAAGGACAGCGGGUACUUCAGAUUGCAGUGAUUUUGCGAAACCUUUCUUUUGAGGAGGGAAAUGUUAAGCUCUUGGCAGCUAAUCGUACCUGUCUUCGUUUCCUAUUACUUUCUGCACAUAGUCAUUUUAUUUCCCUAAGGCAAUUAGGCCUUGACACAUUAGGAAAUAUUGCAGCUGAGCUUUUAUUGGAUCCUGUUGAUUUCAAAACUACUCAUCUGAUGUUUCAUACUGUUACAAAAUGCCUAAUGUCAAGGGAUAGAUUUUUAAAGAUGAGGGGCAUGGAAAUUUUGGGAAAUCUUUGCAAAGCAGAAGAUAAUGGUGUUUUGAUUUGUGAAUAUGUCGAUCAGGACUCAUACAGAGAGAUCAUUUGUCAUCUCACUUUACCUGAUGUACUGCUCGUAAUCUCAACACUCGAGGUGCUAUAUAUGCUCACAGAAAUGGGAGAUGUAGCUUGUACAAAAAUUGCUAAAGUAGAAAAGAGCAUAGACAUGUUAGUAUGUCUAGUUUCUAUGGAUAUUCAAAUGUUUGGCCCUGAUGCACUAGCUGCAGUAAAACUCGUUGAACAUCCAAGUUCCAGUCAUCAAGUUUUAUCUGAAAUUAGGACGCAAGCUGUAGAGCAAGUUCAAACCCAGAUCCAUGUAGCAGCUGCCCCAGCUUCCAGAGCAGUUGUAGCACAGCAUGUUGCUCCACCUCCAGGAAUAGUGGAAAUAGAUAGUGAGAAGUUUGCUUGUCAGUGGCUAAAUGCUCAUUUUGAAGUAAAUCCAGAUUGUUCUGUCUCUCGAGCAGAAAUGUAUUCUGAGUACCUCUCAACUUGCAGUAAAUUAGCUCGUGGUGGAAUCCUAACAUCAACUGGAUUUUAUAAAUGUCUUAGAACGGUGUUUCCAAAUCAUUCAGUGAAGAGAGUGGAGGAUUCCAGUAAUAGUGGGCAGGCGCAUAUUCAUGUAGUAGGAGUAAAACGGAGGGCUAUACCACUUCCCAUUCAGAUGUACUAUCAGCAGCAACCAGUUUCUACUCCUGUUGUUCGUGUUGAUUCUGUUCCUGAUAUAUCUACAAGUCCUUCACCUGCAGGAAUCCCUCAUGGACCACAAACUGUAGGAAACCAUUUUCAGAGGACUCCUGUUACCAAUCAAUCUUCAAAUUUGACUGCAACACAAAUGUCUUUUCCAGUACAAGGUGUUCAUACUAUGGCACAGACUGUUUCAAGAAUUCCACCAAAUCCUUCAGUUCAUACCCACCAGCAACAAAAUGCUCCGGUGACUGUCAUUCAAAAUAAAGCUCCAAUUCCUUGUGAAGUUGUUAAGGCUACAAUGAUCCAGAAUUCUAUACCCCAGACGGCAGUUCCUGUUAGUAUUGCUGUAGGAGGAGGAGCUGCACAGAGUUCUGUGGUUCAGAAUCAUAGUACAGGGCCACAGCCUGUUACAGUUGUAAAUUCCCAGACAUUGCUUCAUCAUCCAUCUGUAAUUCCACAACAGUCUCCAUUACAUACCGUGGUACCAGGUCAGAUACCUUCUGGCACUCCUGUUACUGUAAUUCAACAAACUGUCCCACAGAGUCAUAUCUUUGGCAGAGUACAGACCAUGCCAGCAUGUACUUCUACAGUUUCACAGGGUCAACAGUUGAUCACCACAUCACCCCAACCUGUGCAAACUUCAUCUCAACAGACAUCAGCUGGUAGCCAGCCACAAGACACUGUUAUCAUAGCACCCCCACAGUAUGUAACAACUUCUGCAUCUAAUAUUGUCUCAGCAACUUCAGUACAGAAUUUUCAGGUAGCUACAGGACAAAUGGUUACUAUUGCUGGUGUCCCAAGUCCACAACCCUCAAGGGUAGGGUUUCAGAAUAUUGCACCAAAACCUCUCCCUUCUCAGCAAGUUUCAUCAACGGUGGUACAACAGCCUAUUCAACAACCACAGCAGCCAACCCAACAAAGUGUAGUGAUUGUAAGCCAGCCAGCUCAACAAGGUCAGACUUAUGCACCAGCCAUUCACCAAAUUGUUCUUGCUAAUCCAGCAGCUCUUCCAGCUGGUCAGACAGUUCAGCUAACUGGACAACCAAACAUAACUCCAUCUUCCUCACCAUCACCUGUCCCAGCUUCUAAUAACCAAGUCCCUACUGUCAUGUCAUCUUCUUCCACCCCUCAAUCACAGGGACCACCUCCUACUGUCAGUCAAAUGCUAUCUGUGAAAAGACAGCAGCAGCAGCAUUCACCAGCACCUCCACCUCAGCAGGUACAAGUACAAGUUCAGCAGCCACAAGUACAGAUGCAAGUUCAACCACAGCAAACAAAUGCAGUUGGUCAGCCUGCUUCUGGUGAGUCAAGCCUAAUAAAACAGUUGCUGCUUCCAAAACGUGGUCCUUCAACUCCAGGUGGUAAGCUUAUUCUCCCAGCUCCACAGGUUCCUCCCCCUAAUAAUGCAAGAGCGCCUAGCCCUCAGGUGGUAUACCAGGUGGCCAAUAACCAAGCAGCAGGUUUUGGAAUGCAGGGGCAAACUCCAGCACAGCAGCUGUUAGUUGGGCAGCAAAAUGUUCAGUUGGUCCAAGGUGCAAUGCCAUCCACAGGGGGAGUGCAAACCGUGCCCAUCUCGAACUUACAAAUAUUGCCAGGUCCACUGAUCUCAAAUAGCCCAGCAACCAUUUUCCAAGGGACUUCAGGCAACCAGGUAACCAUAACAGUUGUGCCAAAUACAAGUUUUGCAACUGCAACUGUGAGUCAGGGAAAUGGAACUCAGCUAAUUGCUCCAGCAGGAAUUACCAUGAGCGGGACCCAGGCAGGAGUUGGACUUCAGGUGCAAACACUUCCAGCCAGUCAAGCAUCUCCAGCUGGACAAUCAUCUUGUACUACUGCUACUCCCCCAUUCAAAGGUGAUAAAAUAAUUUGCCAAAAGGAGGAGGAAGCAAAAGAAGCAACAGGUUUACAUGUUCAUGAACGUAAAAUUGAAGUCAUGGAGAACCCGUCCUGCAGACGAGGAACCAUGAACACCAGCAAUGGGGAUACAAAAGAAAAUGAAAUGCAGGUGGGAAGUCUUUUAAAUGGGAGAAAGUACAGUGACUCAAGUCUACCUCCUUCAAACUCAGGGAAAAUUCAAAGUGAGGCUAAUCAGUGCUCACUAAUUAGUAAUGGGCCAUCAUUAGAAUUAGGUGAAAAUGGAGCAUCUGGAAAACAGAACUCAGAACAAGUGGACAUGCAGGAUAUCAAAAGUGAUUUGAGAAAACCUUUAGUUAAUGGAAUCUGUGAUUUUGAUAAAGGAGAUGGUUCUCAUUUAAGCAAAAACAUUCCAAAUCACAAAACUUCCAAUCAUGUAGGAAAUGGUGAGAUAUCUCCAAUGGAACCACAAGGGACACUAGAUGCCACUCAGCAAGAUACUGCCAAAGGUGAUCAACUAGAAAGAAUUUCUAAUGGACCUGUAUUAACUUUGGGUGGUUCACCAUCUGUGAGCAGUAUACAGGAGACUUCAAAUGUGGCAACACAGCAAUUUAGUGGUACUGAUUUGCCUAAUGGACCUCUAACUUCAAGUUUGAAUUCAGAUGUGCCUCAGCAACGCCCAAGUGUGGUUGUCUCACCACAUUCUACAACCUCUGUCAUACAGGGGCAUCAAAUUAUAGUUCCCCACUCAGGAUCAAGAGUGUCCCAUUCUCCUGCCCUACCAUCUGAUGUUCGGUCUACAAAUGGCACAGCAGAAUGCAAAACUGUAAAGAGGCCAGCAGAGGAUAAUGAUAGGGAAACAGUCACAGGAAUUCCAAAUAAAGUAGGUGUUAGAAUUGUUACAAUCAGUGACCCCAACAAUGCUGGCUGCAGUGCAACAAUGGUUGCUGUGCCAGCAGGAGCAGAUCCAAGCACUGUAGCUAAAGUAGCAAUAGAAAGUGCUGUUCAGCAAAAGCAGCAGCAGCCAUCAUCAUACAUACAGAAUGUGGUCCCACAGAACACUCCUAUGACGCCUUCACCAGCUGUACAAGUGCAGAGCCAGCCUAACAGUUCUCAGCCUUCUCCAUUCAGUGCAUCUAGUCAACAUGGGGAUUCAGUGAGAAAACCUGGACACAACUUCAUGUGUCUGUGGCAGUCUUGUAAAAAGUGGUUUCAGACACCCUCACAGGUUUUCUACCAUGCAGCGACUGAACAUGGAGGAAAAGAUGUAUAUCCAGGGCAGUGUCUGUGGGAAGGUUGUGAGCCUUUUCAGCGACAAAGGUUUUCUUUUAUUACCCACUUACAGGAUAAGCACUGUUCAAAGGAUGCCCUGCUUGCAGGAUUAAAACAAGAUGAACCAGGACAAGCAGGAAGUCAAAAACCUUCUACCAAGCAGCCAGUUGUAGGGGGCACAAGCUCAACUCCUAGAGCACAAAAGGCCAUUGUGAAUCAUCCCAGUGCUGCCCUUAUGGCUCUAAGGAGAGGAUCAAGAAACCUCGUCUUUCGAGAUUUUACAGAUGAAAAAGAGGGACCAAUAACUAAACACAUCCGACUAACAGCUGCCUUAAUAUUAAAAAACAUUGGUAAAUAUUCAGAAUGUGGUCGCAGAUUGUUAAAGAGACAUGAAAACAACCUAUCUGUGCUAGCCAUUAGUAACAUGGAAGCGUCCUCCACCCUUGCCAAAUGCCUUUACGAACUUAACUUUACAGUUCAGAGUAAAGAACAAGAAAAAGACUCAGAGAUGCUGCAGUGAAAAAUAAUUCCACUUCUGUAGUGGGGAACUCAAAGUCAGAUACAUUUCACAUGUUACUGAAGAAAGCACCAAGUCUUAAUGGAGCAGAGACCAUAGAAUGAAUUAUUUUAUCUCCUCCCAUGAUGCUGAGAGGAAGCUUCGUAUUCUGAUCCCUGAGUGAUCCCUUUGUUCUGUUUUAAAAAAAAUCUAAAAAGAAAAAGAAAAAAAAAAAACUGCUGUGGGAUUGUCAACCAGCUUAUCUGCAGGAUGUCUCUCAGAUCUGAUAAAUCCUGAUGGAAACUGGUAUGAUCAGAAUUCAGUACCAUCCACAUUGGAAUAUACAUGGAAUAUUGUAAAACCUACAUGAGCAGAUGAAAUAGAAGCAUUAAAUAUUUUUAUCUAUAUCCAAAAAGGAGCACAUUUUUAUAUUUACAAAACCGUUUAAGCUGGUUUGAAUAAUUAAAAAAAAAAAGUUUCAGCACACCUAUACCCCGUAUCUCCAAGGGGGCCACUAAUAUCUAGAUAUGGAUUGUGUGUUUUGUUUAGAAAUCAGUAGCUUGGUUUUCUUACUUGAGCCAAUAUAUUUUCACUUAUUUAUUAUCAUAAAAAUUUACCAGUCUGAAUAGAUCCUGUAAAUAUUUGUGAAUAGAAUGAACACCUUUCAUGCCACUGCAGCCACUGGAAAUACAUUCUGUGGUGUCCUAGAAGCAUUACUGGUAGGUCCUAAAGUUUUCUAGACUUUCCUGUCAAUUGUAAGUAAUUGUGAUAUAUUCUAUGCAGUGGAUGAAUGUUCUUUAAAUUUGUGUAAAUACUUCUGCAAAGGUACUGAUGCUGUAAAGUCAAAACAGUUGUGGAACUGUGAUUUUUUUUUUUUUCCUUUUCUUUUUUUGUAUUAUACACCUUGUUAGAACUCAUUUUGCUGGCUGAAAGAGUAAUGAAUAAUAUAUCUCAUGUCAUUUUUGUAGAAGAAAAACUAUUUGAAGGUAUUUUUUGGUUUUCCCUAACAUGUAUCCACUGUAAACGUUUGUCAUGUGCAAGCUCAAAGCUUGGACAGAAUUUUUUUGUAUUUGUAAAUUGGUUUAAAUACAUGGAAUUUUAUACAGGUUUUCUCCUGUGUUAUAUAUGCAUUAUGUGCAGGUAUGAUAUUUUCUUCACUACUUUUUCUAUCUUAAUAUAGUGUGGAAUUUUAUUGUAUUAUUCUUCCAUUCUUAAUACUGUAUCACAUUCCUGCUCAGAAACUGCUCACUUCCUUAUUAAAUUGUCUUUUCUCCUCAGCGUGACAUGUAUCCAUUUAUAACUGCCUAUUGCCUGUUCUAUUAGCACCCAAGAGUGUGGAAGGCCUCCAGCCACCAUUUCUGCUGUGUCAUUAGGAUGUGCAGUAAAAAUAGAGACCUAACAGUUAUGUUAUAGAAUGGCUUUAUUUACUUUGGUGACUGUUUAUAGUUUUUAAAUAAAAGACUGAACAUUU
Molecule: messenger RNA, 7193 nt
Organism: Myotis myotis
Lineage: Eukaryota; Metazoa; Chordata; Mammalia; Chiroptera; Vespertilionidae
Gene: ARID2
Product: AT-rich interaction domain 2
Exons: 22
Coding region: 164-5746 (1860 amino acids)
Biological process (GO): regulation of DNA-templated transcription
Cellular component (GO): SWI/SNF superfamily-type complex
Molecular function (GO): DNA binding
Source: RefSeq, a predicted model, not a curated record